Molecule: messenger RNA, 1821 nt
Organism: Maudiozyma saulgeensis
Lineage: Eukaryota; Fungi; Ascomycota; Saccharomycetes; Saccharomycetales; Saccharomycetaceae
Source: the annotation of a GenBank genome assembly
AUGGCUUACUAUAGCGACCAAGACGAUUUUAACGAUGAUAUCCCUGAUUUUCAGGAUGAAGCUGAAUUCGAUGAUUAUUUAAAUGAUGAAGAAUACGAUUUAAUAAACGAUACUUUCCCUAAUUUAAAGAAGAAAAUGACUGAAGAUAAUUAUAUUGGAUGGAAGAACCUCGACGUAAAACUAGCAUUAUUUGAUAAUGAUUUUGAUCCUGAAGCAGCAUUUGCUUCCCUUAGAAAACAAUUCAAAAAGAAGAAGAAGCAAGUUGCUCCAACUACACCAUCUCAAUCAAAUGCUCCUACAAAGAAGGUGACAGAGAACAUGAACAAACUAAAUAUAAAAUCAAAUGAUGAUGACGGAUGGUUAGAUGACGAAGAAGAUGAAGAAGAGGAAGCACGUAGAAAGGCUAAGAAAGAAAAAGAAGAAGCUGUAGUAAAACAUUAUAAGAAGGUUACAGUUCCAAAGAAACCAAGAAAUGCAGUUGAUAUCCCAGAAUAUCUAGAAACUUGUAAACCGCACCUAAGUUUUGUUGUGCUGGGUCACGUCGAUGCUGGUAAAUCUACUUUGAUGGGUCGUCUUCUUUACGAUAUUGGGGCAGUGGAAUCUGGUAAGAUUAGAAAAUUGAAAAAGGAGAGUGAAAGUAUAGGUAAAGGUUCCUUCCAUUUAGCUUGGGUUAUGGAUCAAACCGCAGAGGAAAGAGAACGUGGUGUUACUGUCUCUAUUUGUACAAGUGAUUUUGAAACAGAAAAAUCUAAUUUUACUAUUGUUGAUGCACCAGGUCACAGAGAUUUUGUUCCAAAUGCAAUUGCAGGUGUCUCUCAGGCUGAUGUUGCCGUAUUAUCCAUUGAUUGUGGUACUGACGCUUUCGAGAGUGGGUUUGAUUUAGAUGGGCAGACUAAAGAACAUACUAUUUUAGCUAAGAGUAUGGAUGUAAACUUCAUUAUCGUGGCAAUGAAUAAGAUGGAUUCUGUAAAUUGGUCUCAUGAGAGAUUUAAUGAUAUUAAACAGAAAUUGGGCUCUUUUUUCAAAGAUGUAGGAUUCCAUGAAGAUCAAAUUAAAUGGGUACCAUUAAGUGGUUUCUCAGGCGCAGGUGUAUACAAGAGUCCAUAUCCAAGUGAACAAGAUUGGUACCAGGGUCCAAACCUGGUGAGUACACUGGAAGAAGUUGCUCAACAUGUAGGUACAGAGGCUCAUAAGGAUGUCAUUGAUCAUCCAUUUUUAUUUUCUAUCUUAGAGUUAAUUAAUUCUAAGAAAUCUGAUGAGGCUGUUGUCUCUGGUAGAGUUGAAUCCGGGUCCAUUCAGCCAGGUGAAGCAAUCACAAUUUACCCAUCUGAACAGAGUGUAAUAGUAGAUAGAAUUCUAAGUGGUAGAGAGAAAGUACAAACACAAAUUGCCACGAAAGGUGACUUUGUGACUUUGAAAUUACGCCAAGCCUUCCCUGAAGAUAUUAGAAGUGGUGACCUUUGUGCUUCAGUUGAUUAUGAUAUUAGUGCAUCACAAAACUUCAAAUUACAAAUGCUAACAUUUAAGAUGAACAGACCAUUAUUACCAGGUACUCCAGUCAUGUUAUUCAGAGGUGUUGUAGAACAACCAGCUAGAAUAAAUAAGCUUGUAGCUAUCGUUGAUAAAAAGGACCCAAGUAUUAUAAUUAAAAAUAAAGUUAGACACUUGGCAUCCAACCAAGCUGCUAUCGUUGAAAUCGAACUAACUGAAAGAAAGAGACAAAUACCAAUGUUAAGAUUCGAUGAGAAUAAACAUUUGGGAAGAGUGGUCCUAAGAAAAGAUGGUAGAACGAUUGCUACCGGUAAAGUUUUGGACUUGUGA